AUGGACAAGACCACAGUACAUGUAGCCGGCUCACCUCACAAGCUCGCUCGGAAAACCCAACGGUCAGUGUGGAGAACCACAACUCCCAGCAGGCUGAGCGCCUCCAGCGUCGCGUACUUCCGCUUCCGGCUGGGAAGUCAGCGCGGAGCUUGGCUCACCUUCACCUGGAGCGACUCCUGCCGACCCUCGGAGGAAACCAUGAACGAAAGAGGGGCUUAUUUGGUUACUGAGGAAGAGAUUCAUCUUACGAGAGGGCCCUCAGGGCUGGGCUUCAACAUCGUCGGCGGGACAGAUCAACAGUAUGUCUCCAAUGACAGUGGGAUCUACGUCAGCCGCAUCAAAGAGAAUGGGGCUGCAGCCCUGGAUGGGCGGCUCCAGGAGGGUGAUAAGAUCCUUUCGGUAAAUGGCCAUGACCUAAAGAACAUCCUGCAUCAGGAUGCUGUUAACCUCUUCCGUAAUGCAGGCUAUGCCGUGUGCCUGAGAGUGCAGCACAGGUUACCGGCGCAGAACGGACCUCUUGGACACCGAGGUGAAAGGGAACCAAGCGGCAUUCCCAUGGCUGUGGUGCUGGCACCAUUGUUUGCCCUCACUGUGGUCGCAGCCUGGGCGUUCAUGAGAUACCGGCAACGACUGUGAAAAAGCUUGUUCCUUCCGGUGCUCCCGUUGAAGAUGCACUUCUCUAGCCCUUCUCCCCGUCCUCCCUUCUGUCCCUGCUCUACAUAGUCAACACUAAAGUGACCAGAGCCCAUUCACAACCUUGCUGUUGCCAGUCUUCAGAUUUUUGAGUUUUAAUGGCAGAGUAAAAGUAGUGUUUGAAGGAAAGUUGAAGGAAAGAUUGCUUAAAACAGAAGAAGAGUGACCUACUUUACUAGACCUGCUAGAAUUCUCAGCUGCCACCCAAAGAGGGAAGGUCCUGUCUUCCUGGAUGAUAACUUUUUUCUAAGCUGGCAUGCCUUGACUGCCAGUUGUAUGAAAUGAUAGGAAGGAAGGAAGGAAUUUUCUUCAUAAUGAUCUUCCUUGGGAAGUUUUUGUGGCCUUUAAUUCUAACUGUGUAAGUGGGUGCCUACAUCAAACAAAGGAGACUGAAAAGAGCAUUUUUAUUAUUUUUUUUACAAAGCAAAUAUAUAUUAUAAAGUACAUAUACAUACGU
Messenger RNA from Ochotona princeps (American pika), 1150 nucleotides. RefSeq names its product synaptojanin 2 binding protein (gene SYNJ2BP). Gene Ontology annotation, molecular function: protein binding. The transcript has 5 exons. Lineage: Eukaryota; Metazoa; Chordata; Mammalia; Lagomorpha; Ochotonidae. The record is from RefSeq and is a predicted model, not a curated record. Bases 1 to 636 code for a protein of 211 amino acids.